AUUUUGAUCCCACAAAGACAUGAAGUUAAAAAUUUGAAGAUUACUUUGGGAAUAGAUUUGUGUUACUCCUCUUGCUUCCAAAACGUCUAGCCCAAUUUCUUGGGUUAGAUUGACCGGCUUAACCUGUGAGGCGUUCUGACCCGACAAAAUAUAAAAAAGUUACCCCCUACGGCGUGCUCUACUCACCUUUGGCUUUUGCAGUAGAGCCUGUGCCCUGCAGUAACUCCAGUGAGUGUGAUAUUCCUGGUGUAGUCUGAAAAUGGUGUCAGUGGCGCGCUUACUACCAUGGCCGGCGAUUUUUGAUACUCCGGCGAUAGUUUCACAGUGGCGCACUCACUUCUCCCACUCUCUCUCCUGUUCAAUCUCCUCCUUCCGUUUCCCCAAAUACGCCGUGGUUUCGUUCUGCUCCAACUCUCUUAUCGCUUCCUCUGACUCUGAUGCACCCGAUAUCUCCCUCCCACAACCUCCUAAACAGGGAACUUUGAAGCCGGGGUUGUAUUUAGUAGGGACACCCAUUGGUAAUCUUGAGGAUAUCACAUUACGAGCGUUGCGGGUGCUGAAAUCAGCUGACAUGAUACUUUCUGAGGACACUAGACAUUCCAGAAAGUUGCUUCAGUAUUAUGGAAUCAAAACGCCCCUUAUGAGCUAUCACAAGUUUAACGAGUUUCAGAGAGGGCAAACUGUUUUGAAACGUUUACAAGAGGGUGAAAUUGUCGCUCUGAUUAGUGAUGCUGGGAUGCCUGGUAUUAGUGAUCCUGGAACAGAAUUGGUAAAGCUGUGUGUUGAAGAAAAUAUCAUUGUAGUUCCCAUCCCCGGAGCUUCAGCUGUUGUUUCUGCUCUCUCUGCCUCGGGUUUGCCAACUGAUGACUUCACCUUUGUUGGAUUUCUUCCUAAGCAUGCUGGGUCUAGAAGAGAGAGGCUCUUGCUCUCUGCCAACCAGAGUGCAACACAGAUUUUCUUUGUUCCCCCACACAAGCUACACCAGUUUCUUGAAGAAACUUCUUCAGUUUUUGGCGACUCAAGGAGAUGUGUCAUAGCUCGAGAAAUGACCAAAAUUCACGAAGAGUUUUGGCGUGGUACCUUGCAUGACGCUAAGGAGGCAUUUGUAUCUCGGAAACCAAAGGGAGAAAUGACACUUCUAAUAGAGGGAAAGGCCGUCUGCAUUGAUGAAGCUCCACCAGAUUCUCAGGUUGAGGAUGAACUCAGGGAGCUCAUAACAAAUGGGCAUAGUCUGUCAAUGGCUGUCAAGUUGGUUGCUGAAGGAACAUCAAGGAAAAGGAAGGAAGUUUAUGCACUUGCAUUAAGGAAAUUUGGGAAGCAACUUGUGGAAGAGGAAUGAAAUGGAGGAAAAGCAGAAACCAUUUUUUUUUUAAAAUAUUUGUUAAUGAGAACCUUCCGGCCUCAGAGCUAGAGAAAGAGGUAUUUUUUGCGCUACAAAAAUGCAGAAGGAUUCGUCGAAAUUCCUUUUCAAGGGUGCAAAUCAGUACAAAUCAGCUCCUUGAACUUGGUUGUUGAACUGAGAUACUAUCAUUUGUGGAAAAGUUCGUCAUGUGCUGUGAAGAUUUUGUUGCUGAUGCAAUAAAAAACGCGGUUGGUAGGAAGAUUAUAAGGUAAUUCCCUCUUGCAGAUAUCAGUCUUAUAGUGGCGCAUGGGAAAACAGAAUUGUCCCGUCACCUUUCCUUCACAUGUAAGUGGUCCAACAAUCCAGCUUCGAGUUUUAGACGUUCUACUAUAUCCUUCACUGCGGUAUUACUGAAGAUUACGACUCCUUUAAUUAGUCUUUCGAGUUAGUAUCAGUAGCAUUAAUAUAACACUGGGACCACGAUUUAGGACUUGAAAAAUUGAAGACUAACUCUAAGGUAUAUUAUAUACAUACUUGGCAUAUUUUUUAUGGCUUGAUGAUUAUCAAUAAUCUGAUAUUUUGGAGGGCAGUUAAGCAAUUAGAGCCAUUUAUUGCAGUUUUUUGGGUUGCAUUUGUGAAGUGGGCCCUUAGUUUGAAUGAUUGAUGAGAAUUGAGAAGAGAAGUCAAGCAAUUGGAGCCAUUUUGUACGACUAAUGUUCCUAAAUUAGGUUUUGUUUCCACAAUCUUGGAAUGUUAUAUCUUGAGUUACAAUUCUGUUGGAGUUCAUUUAAGUUCAAAUUUAUGUCUAUGUUUUGUUAUUUUCUUGGCUUUUCACUAGACUAGAGUGAUAUAACAAUGAGAUUCCGAGCAUAUCUGAUUGAAUAUCAAAACUCAUAUAUCUUCGCCCUCCUCUUGUGUUUUAUCUCAUGGUGAUUCUGUGAACCGUGCUUCUUGCUAUUUUGCAAGUAAAUAAUACGUAGCACAAUAUUUUUUGUUUUUA
Chenopodium quinoa (quinoa) is the source of this 2342-nucleotide messenger RNA. Its product is annotated as ribosomal RNA small subunit methyltransferase I-like. The coding region runs from base 260 to 1339 and encodes 359 amino acids. Lineage: Eukaryota; Viridiplantae; Streptophyta; Magnoliopsida; Caryophyllales; Amaranthaceae. The transcript is spliced from 11 exons. The record is from RefSeq and is a predicted model, not a curated record. Gene Ontology annotation, molecular function: methyltransferase activity.